AUGGCGCACGACGAGGAGCUCCAGCUCUUCGACCAGUGCAAUAUCUGUAUCGUCUGCUCAAAGGAUCUGUCUUCAGAGACAGCACAGCAGCUCGCGACAACCGUCAGCCAGAACAGCGGCGAGAUCUCCAUCGUCGAAGAGCACGUGGAAUUUGAGAAUAUCGCCCAAUUCACCCACAUCAUUUCCAACACCAUCGACUUCAAAGACUACCAGACUGCUUGCGACGCGCUGAUUCCCGUCGUGAAACCGCAGUGGGUGCAGACGUCGCUCGCGAAGAAUAAGCUGGCCAACCCGCGCCAGUACAGUCCUGAUCCUCGCCUCUUUUUGAACGAUGUGGUGGUCGCCUGCGGUGAUAUCCCAGAGGGAGACAAAGAUGCUAUUAUCGGCGGAGUGUUGGCUAAAGGCGGGAUUUACAGCCCUCGAGUCACUCUGAUGGUCACGCAUCUCGUGGAUCUAAGUGUUGAUUCUGAUAAGGCGCGUCUUGUGAAAGCAAAGAAGUUGAAUAUUAAGAUUGUGCUGCCACACUGGUUUGAUGACUGCUUGAAACUCGGUCGACGCAUUAUCGAGACGCCUUACCUGCUUCCCGACCCGGAAAUUCUGCGCGCUGGCCCCAAUGUGCCCAUUCAGUGGCACGAGAACAAAGAUCUGGUCGGUGCAUCUACACCAGAUCCGCCCGGGCUGCCCACCUCAUCAGCCCGUGAGAACCAGCGCAGCGUUUUCGACGGGAAGCGUGUCAUGCUGUCCUCAGAUCUCGGUAUUGGUCACCGUCUGCAAGAAAGCAUUGAAGCGAUCAUCGAACACGGAGGCGGUACAAUCACGUCGGACGUCUAUGAUACGGAUAUUCUGAUUUGCCGUUUUCGUGAAGGUGUGUCGUAUCGGACAGCAUCCAGACUGCAUAAAGACGUUGGCAACCUCGCCUGGCUUUAUCGUCUUAUGACCUUCAAUAUGUAUACAUCGCCAUUGCGCCGGCUUCUUCACUACCCCGUUGAUCGCUCUGGAAUCCCUGGUUUCAAGGGACUGAAGAUUAGUCUUUCGAACUACGUCGGUGAGGCGAGGAUUUACUUGGAAAAUCUGAUCGCAGCGGCCGGUGCUGAGUGCACCAAAACACUCAAACAAGAUAAUACACACCUUAUCACAGCUCAUGGAAACAGCGAGAAAUGCAGUGCAGCUCGGGAAUGGGGCUUGGAGGUGGUCAACCACCUAUGGCUUGAAGAGAGUUACGCGAAGUGGAAGAUGCUACCAACCUCUGAUCCGCGAUAUAGCCAUUUCCCACUGCGAACAAAUCUCGGAGAAGUGGCUGGCCAGACGCCUCUAAACCGUGAUGUCCUCGAGCAGGUGUUUUUCCCAUCCGAAGACACCGUUCUUCCAAGUCCCGGCCGCCCUGUGAUGCAGAAUAAGGACCAGAAUACAACCUCAAUACAGCCUCCCCCGAAAGGACACAUUGCGGACGAAGGCAUUGCAGACACGACGCACGGCACUCCACAGACAAAUGGAAAGUCUCGCCGGCUUUCAGAUACCAGAAAGACGCCUGCGCGAUCCCGGCUCGUCCCCGAGGGUAAGGAGAACGAUACCCCGUCAUCGACCAGUAGCCGCAGGUCCAAGGAUGCAGCUACAGCCCGACUCCACGAAAUCGCUCCAGACAUCGCGCUGUACGAGAAAGAGAAGAAGCGCGUGGGAGGGGUCGUGUACGGGGGCCGACGCAAGUCGGACGAGGACCGUGUGUCUGAAAAUAAGAAACGGCGAUCUGCGGAAGCUCCGGACGAAAGCGACGGAGAGCAGACAGAUUCCAAGCGCCAGAAGAAGUCCCGGCCGCCAAUUGCGAUGCAUCUCUUGAUUACCGGCUAUCAGAAGUGGGUGGGGAAUAUGAAGAAGGAAGAUGCAGACAAGCGACACCUCCGAGACCUUGGAAUCAUGGUUGUCCAAGACGCUCGCAGAUGUACUCAUCUCGCAGCGCCGUCGAUCCUGCGAACCCCAAAAUUCGUCAACGCCCUGGCGUAUGCACCCGCAAUCGUCAACAUCGAAUUCAUCACCAGCUGCCUCAAGAAGAACGAGCUCUUGAACCCCGCAGAUUUCCCGCUCAAGGACCAAGAGGCCGAGACCAAGUUUGGAUUCUCUCUUGCUCAUGCCGCAAAACAAGCAAAGAAGAACAGGAACAAGCUCCUGCAGGGCUAUCGCAUCUACUGCGUCGAGAGCAUCCGCGGCGGAUUCGAGGCGUUCCAGUCCAUUGCGCAGGCGAACGGCGGAGAAUGCUCGCUCUUCCGGGGUCGUCUCCAGCUCGCCAAGCACUCCCGGCGGGAAGAAAGCGAUGACGAAGACAGUGAGAUGGAGGACGAGCCCGUCAAGGAUGAGGUCUUUCUGCUCAGCAGCCUGGCGCCCGAGCAUACGCGCCUGUGGCCGCGGUUCCGGCAGGUGUCGCAUGAUAUCAAGAAAACGCCGCGCAUCGUGCGUGUAGACUGGCUGUUGGACAUGGCCAUGUCGCAGGAGACACGAGCCGCAGACGACUAUGAGCUGACAGAGGAGAUGGCGGGGAAGGCGGAUGAGAUGGCU
This is a messenger RNA of Penicillium riverlandense, 2547 nucleotides long. RefSeq names its product BRCT domain-containing protein. The annotation marks the transcript as partial. Gene Ontology annotation, biological process: DNA double-strand break attachment to nuclear envelope; double-strand break repair. Gene Ontology annotation, cellular component: nucleus; Cul8-RING ubiquitin ligase complex. Lineage: Eukaryota; Fungi; Ascomycota; Eurotiomycetes; Eurotiales; Aspergillaceae. The transcript is spliced from 4 exons. The record is from RefSeq and is a predicted model, not a curated record.